AUGGACGAGUACGCGCCUAGUGGUCAGUCAUCUCAGGCAUCGGCUGCCCUAGCCAUCGUUGGGUUUGCCUUCGAAUUUCCGGGUGAUGCUACCUCUCCAGAAAAGUUCUGGCAGAUGAUCCAGGAAGGCCGGUCAGCCGGCUCUGAGUUUCCAGAAGACAGGCUCAAUAUCGAUGCAUACUAUCACCCUGAUGCCAGUCGCCCUGCUACUCUCCCUGUCCGUGGGGGUCAUUUCGUGAAAGAACCCAUUGCGGCAUUCGAUGCACCCUUCUUUUCCAUCAGUCCCGGCGAGGCCGCUUGUAUGGAUCCGCAGCAUAGAAGACUCCUCGAGACAACUUACCAUGCUUUGGAAGAUGCUGGUAUUUCCAUUGACCAAUGCGCCGGCUCGGACACAUCGGUGUAUACCGGGUGCUUCACUAAUGACUACCUGAGCAUAUUACAGCAAGACCUUGAGUCGGAGCAACGGCAUGCUGUAAUGGGAGUGGCCCCGUCCAUGCUGGCGAAUCGUAUAAGCUGGUUUUUCAACUUGAAGGGUACCUCGAUGAACCUGGAUUCAGCAUGUUCGAGUAGCCUCAUAGCGCUACAUCUCGGUUGUCAAGAUCUCCGCGCAGGCAACUGCUCUAUGGCGUUGGUAGGAGGGGCGAAUCUUGUAUAUCAUCCAAACUUCAUGAAGAUGAUGACUGAUUUCAACUUCUUGUCCAAGGAUAGUCGAUCAUGGAGUUUCGACGCCCGGGCGAACGGGUAUGCCCGAGGGGAGGGCCAUGCCAUGCUCGUCGUGAAGCGAUUGGAUGAUGCGUUGCGAGAAGGGCACACGAUCAGAGCAGUCAUCCGCAAUACCGGCUCCAACCAAGAUGGCCGAACACCAGGGAUUACCCAGCCCAGUGCUGAGGCUCAGCUUGAGCUUAUCCGGCGCACAUACAACCAAGCAGGUCUGGACUUUGGUCCAACCCGCUUCUUCGAGGCUCACGGAACGGGGACGCCGGUUGGUGACCCCAUCGAGGCCAGUGCCAUUGGUGCUGCCUUCCACAAACACCGCUCGAAAGACGAUCCUCUUCAUAUCGGUGCUGUGAAGGCAACGAUAGGUCAUUUAGAAGGCUGCAGUGGACUUGCCGGGGUGAUUAAGACGGUCAUGGUCCUGGAGAAGGGCGUCAUUCCUCCCAUUGCAAGCUUCGAAACCAUCAACAGCAAGAUCGACGAGGAAGCAUUACAUCUGCACUUUCCUAAACAAGCCGUUCCAUGGCCAGUUAAGACACUCCGUCGCGCGUGUGUAAGUCGGAGCCAGCAAUUUCCCAACCUCUCGAGAGUAUUUUCCAUUGCUUACAUGCCUCAGGUAAACUCAUUCGGGUUUGGUGGCACGAAUGCGACUGUCAUCCUCGACGACGCCUACAACCAUCUCAAGACACAUCGUCUUUCUGGAUUCCAUCAAACGCGGUCUGGAUCCGGGGCCACUCAGGCGGGGAUGGAAAAGGUCGUCAACGGACUAAAUGGGAAUGAAGAUCGCAAGGACUCUCGGCUAAGAUUACUUGUAUGUUCGGGCACGGAACGAAACAGCUCACGAGAUCUGCUCGAACUCUACCGUGGAUAUCUCAAACGUCAACCAGUGAUUUGGGACGACUUGGCCUUUACACUGGCUCAACGAAGGAGCCAUUUCUCGUGGCGCUCUUUUGCUGUAGCUGGGCCAAAGGUCAUUCCUCCAGCCCCGGAAGAUGCGUCGUUCGUUGGGCCUAUCAAAGCACUGCCUGGUGGCCCCAGGAUUGCGUUUGUUUUUACCGGGCAAGGCGCGCAGUAUCUUGGCAUGGGCAGAGAGCUGAAGGUCUUCCCAGUCUUCCUUGAGAGUCUAAGAUCAAGUGGACAGUUCUUGAAAGCCCUAGGGUGUUCUUGGUCACCUGUCGAUAUCAUCUUUGACGAAAUCAAGGAGCACCCGGUCAACAGCCCAGAAUACAGCCAGCCUCUAGUCACCUGCCUUCAGAUAGGACUAGUAGAUCUUCUCAAGAGCUUCGGUGUAUCUCCAUCAGCAGUCUUGGGACAUUCUUCUGGAGAGGUCGCUGCUGCCUAUGCCUGUGGCGCGCUAUCACAUCAGGCUGCUGUUAGAGUUGCCUACCACCGCGGCAUGGUGUCUGCUCACCUCGCGGCGACGACAAAGGACAACCAGCUGACAAUGGUAGCAGUCGGUCUGUCAAGAGAAGAGGUCAAGACCUACCUAAACCGCCUCCACAAAGACGAGUCUUGUCCACCCGACAUCGAGAUUGGCUGCGUAAAUAGCCCGAAAAGCAUCACAUUGACUGGGCGGUGGGAAGCGCUAUCGAAAGUUGAACAGUGGCUGAACGAGGAUCUCCGGUUUGCACGCCGUCUUCGCGUCCCGGUUGCCUAUCACUCGCACUUUAUGAGACAAGUCGCAGACGAGUACCGCAAGUCCCUUUCUCAAACUCUCGAGGCUGGCGGUUGCUGUCAGGUCCCAAUGGUCUCCUCGGUCACGGGGGAUGUCCUGGAGCCUGAGCGACUACUUGACGGGGAGUAUUGGGUGCGGAAUCUUACAUCCACGGUCGAGUUCGAGCUGGCCUUCUCGAAAGUCGCCCAUCCGGGGAACAAGAAGCCGAGAGCCCGGCUGGGGAAAAAGAACACGGCCAAGGAUCUUCUCGCCACUCAUGUGCUCGAGAUCGGACCGCACAGCGCACUGCAAGCCCCAAUACGGGAUUGCCUCGAGCAGUUUUCUGGCUCAUCGCCUCGGCUCACUUAUAUCUCCUCUCUCGUUCGUGGCCGUAGUGCAGACAUGGCCCUUCUCGAGGCCGUCGGCGCCCUGUAUUGCGCUGGGUGCCCUGUCGAUCUGCUGCGAGUGAAUGGCCUGGAGAACUCUGCGCGUCCUGCUCCGCCCAACAUGCCGGCCUACCCCUUUAAUCACUCACAGCUGCACUGGAAGGAAGGUCGGCUAAGCAAGAACCUCCGAUUUCCCAGUGUGCCUCGCCACGAUCUGCUUGGGUCGCGCAGCCUGGACUGGAACGCGCAAAUCGCGCAGUGGCGUAAUGUCAUCAGACUGGCUGAGGUGCCUUGGUUAGAGCACCACACGAUCAAUGGUCAGAUCAUCUUCCCUGCCGCGGGCAUGAUUGCGAUGGCUUUGGAAUCCAUGAUGCAGGUACAUGGCAAUAGAUCGACCCUUAUCGGUCUUUAUGUCGAAGAGGCUGCCUUUUCUCAUGCCAUUGCGUUGCCCCGGGGGGCUGACCAAAUCGAAACCCAAUUUACUCUAUCCACCCCAGCCAGCACAAGAAAGGGCCGAGGGGUCACCCCAUCCGAGUUCAGGUUGUUUAUCAUUGAGAAUGGCAGCUACAUCGAAUGCUGUAGUGGAACUAUUCGUUCUGUUGUGGAUCGCCACGAUCGAAACCAGAUAGUAUCGUCCUACUCGUGGCCUGGGACUGAAGAUCAUAGCACCUGGGCCACCGGUAUCACUCGCUCAUGCGAGGGUCCUGUGCAUAAUAUAUACGACAACCAGGAUCCGGAGGGCAUUAUUUACGGGCCAUGCUUUCAGAAUGUGAAAGAAUUUCGCCCCAGUUUUGGUGGGAAGGCCACUGCCCAGAUUGGCACUGAAGCGUGGAAGGCGAAGAUGCCCAAACACUCUUCGUUUCCGAACUAUCCCAUCCACCCAACUACACUUGAUGGCCUUGCCCAACUGCUUGUGCCAGCCCUCUCCCACGGUGAGAAUACUUCUGGGUCACUCACUAUGAUGCCAGUCCACGUGGACAGCCUUUGGGUUGACUGCGAGGGCUUGGAUUCACAAGGAAGCGAACUGAGUGCCUAUGGCUCCUUUCAGAUGCAAGGACAAAGAAGAGCCGAAGGUAAUGUAAUAGCCACCUCCAGCGGCUCUACUAGCCCGGUUAUCAUUAUGAGUGGUCUACGAACAAAGGUGAUUAGCAAUUCAACAGAAACUCCUGUUAAAGUCAUACGACCGCUCUGCCAUCGGAUUAUUCAGAAGCCUGAUAUUAGCAUGAUGAGCCACGACCAAGUUCUUGCUUAUUGUACCAGUAACAGGCCAAAGCAAGAUGAUGAAAUCAUAAGCAAGCAACGAAUCAAAAUCCUUGCCCUUUUGGCCUUCAUCAAGGAUGCUCUCGAGUUCUUAGAUGUCCAUGAUUCUCUGCCAUCAGAGAGCCAUCUUCAAUCCUACGCAGGCUGGAUGGCCUACCAACUUCAGCUGAUGUUGGAGGGAGAAUCACCAUUUGGCAUUGAUGAUUUGAACACAUUUCUGGGUGAUGCGGAAAUCCGCGAGGCGAGAAUUCGACAGAUCACAGAGUCCGAUACUGAAGGUCUGUUGCUCAUGACGCUUGGCCGUAACUUGGCCAAGAUUUUAUCAGGAAGCGUGGACCCGCUGGCCAUCAUUUUCGACAACCGUCUUGCCGACCGUUAUUACGAAGAAAUGCUUGCAAGUGACCACCACGCCUAUCCAGUAUGUGAGUUUGUGGACUUGCUGUCAUUCAAGAACCCGUCUAUGAAGAUCCUCGAGGUUGGUGCCGGAACUGGUGGGAUUACUACUCGUCUUCUCGAAGCAAUGAGCCAGGACGGAAUCUUGAAGUGGUCUCAGUAUGACUUCACGGAUAAAUUUUCGGGCUUCUUCUCCCUGUCGAAAGAUAAAUUUGAGAAGUAUGCGCACUUGAUGAAGUUUGAAGUCUUGGAUAUCUCAAACGACCCGCAGGCUCAAGGGUUCGAGCCCAGUAGCUACGAUCUCAUAGUAGCAUCGCACGUUCUGCACGCCACGCAGGAUAUCGAUAUAUCUCUCAAAAACAUCAGAAAGCUCCUGAAACCAGAUGGGACGCUUUUGCUCAUAGAGACCACAUCACCAAAUGUAACACAGAUUGGUUUUAUCUGGGGUCUGUUGAAGGACUGGUGGAAACCAUUGGAGCAUGAAACACGAUCCGUUCAUAGCCCGCUGCUGACCGCUGAUCAGUGGGAUCAUUGUCUCAAGCGAGCCGGCUUUUCAGGCGUGGACGUCAAUAUCCCGGGCCAAGCAGAUGGCACCUUGAGGUAUAGCAGUAUCAUCAUCUCGGGGAUUCGUUGCUUGAAGCCAAAACUGCCUCAAAAUCUGCCAGAUAUUCACCUGAUAGUAGAUCGUGGGAUAUCUUCGCAAGAUUGCGUAGCUGAACUGAUGGCUCCAACAUGCAAUGUAUGGUCAUGCGAACAAUUCGCGCAAGCUGAAACCCUGGUGUCAACCUCAAUGGUCACGGUGUUUCUCGUUGAGCUUGAUAACAUACUUCUGGAUGGUAUCCAAGCAGACGACUUUAGGCACUUGCAAGCGGCACUGUCACGUUCCAAACGGGUUCUAUGGGUGACCCGGUCAUCUGGUACUGACGACCCAAGGCAUCAUAUCGUAGACGGAUUGGGCCGGGUCUUGAUGUCGGAAGACUCAACGUACAAAUUCUCAACCCUCAACCUUGACGAUUUACUGGAGAGUCCGGAAAGAAUUGUAUCACGUUUAUUAACGGUCUCGACGGAUCUUGUUGAAAGAUCUGUGGAAAGUGUCGAGACCAACUUCACAUCCCAGAACGGUUUGGAGAACAUCAAUCGCAUCACCGAAAACUCAUUGAUGAACCGAGUAGUUGCUGAUGCGACCUCAUCCCAUCACGAAGAAGAAUUCAGACUCGGCUCCGAUAUUACUAUCAGGUUGGAACUCGACUAUCCUAGCCAAAGUGACACUCUGAAGUGGAAGGAAAGAGCCCUUGACGAGAAAGAGGCCACAGUUCCAGGGGAGGAGGAAGUCGUGGUGCAAGUGCGCGCGGUGGGAUUCACUCACAAGGACUAUCUUGCCACCAAAGGCCAUGGAAGCCACACCAGUGUGGGAGCAGAAUUCUCAGGCACCAUUGUCAAAGCAGGUGCAAGAUCAGGCUUUACAAGCGGGGAACCAGUACUUACCAUCGCCAGCUCAGGCUGCACCAACCGGUUGGUUGUCCCGGCCAGAUCUGUGGCGCGUAUCCCUCCGCAUCUCGGAUUUAACGAAUCCGCUGCUCUGCCUUCCGCCCUGUGGCUUUCCUAUCAUAGCUUGGUCAAUGUGGCGCGACUCCAGCCUGGCGAAACCGUAUUGAUUCUGCAUGGCUCUAGUUGUUUGGGCCAGGUGGCCUUGCAGCUGGCGAUGCGUCUUGGAGCCGAGGUCUUGGUCACAACAAGUUCUCACUCCAAGAAGGACUUUCUACAGCAGCAAUACAAGCUACCUCGAGCCAAUAUCCUCCUGGGGGGGGAUGAACUGUCCCUUCGUACCAUUCUUCAGCGUACCCAGGGUCAGGGUGUUGAUGUCGUAGUUGGUUCGUUAUCAGAUGGGGUGGACCAGCUCAACUUUACGACUUUUGUGAAGCCGUUGGGCCGCAUUAUUGAUCUCAGUCUAGACCCCUCGGCACGCAUUCCCAGGAAGGCAAAUGUUCUUUUCAUCUCUGUGCAAAUGGAUGAGUUCUUCAAACACCAACCUCGCGUUGCCUAUGAGACCCUACGACAAGCCGUUGCGUUUGCCUCAACACAACAACUUGAGCCUCCGCAGUUCUUGCAUAUCUUUCAGGGCUCUGACAUUAAGAAAAUGUUCUCACACUUUGGAGGGGAAGAUUUUGGGAAGCGCAUAGUCGAGCUUCAACCCAAUGCUUCAGUUACCGCCAGCAUGAUCGCGUUGCCACGCUCUAGCUUCUCCAAGGAUGCCACAUACGUCAUCGCUGGAGGGUUCGGUGGCCUAGGGCGCAGCCUUGUGCGUUGGAUGGCCAGGCAAGGCGCUCGUCACCUCGUCAUUCUAUCGCGCUCAGGUGCCAGAACGCCCGAGGCCGUGUCUCUUGUCCAUGACCUUGAAAGUAUGGGCACGGCAGUCGCUUGUCCAGCAGUGGAUAUCAGCAACUUGGCAAUGCUCCAAGAAACAAUCCGCCGUUUGAGUGUAGAUAUGCCUCCCAUCCGAGGAUGCAUUCAAGCUACUGUCGCCCUGAGAGAUAAUUUCUGGCCGAACAUGUCAUUCGAGGACUGGCACGUAAGCACGAGUUCCAAAGUGACUGGCUCUUGGAACUUGCAUGCCGCCCUACCCCAGGAGCUGGACUUUUUUAUCCUACUCUCUUCCGUCAAUGGCAUAUUCGGCAACCGUGGCCAGGCCAACUACGCUGCGGGUAAUACUUUCAAGGAUGCGUUGGCACAUCAUCGCAUUUCUCAGGGCCAGAAAGCGGUAUCUAUCGAUCUCGGCCUCAUGGUUGACGAGGGGAUGGUCGCCGAGAAUGAAAAAAUACUGGCUGGCAUGAGGCGCAUUGGCCAUCUAAUCGAUAUCAAUAUGGAGGAUCUAAUUGCCCUGAUGGAAUACUACUGUGAUCCAAAGCUGCCUAUUCUCAGCCAUGCUGACGCCCAGGUCUUGGUCGGUGUCGAGCUACCCUCGGCGGUCCUUGCCAAGGGCGUGGAGUUGCAUCAUUCCAUCCAUCGUCCCAUCUUUCGGCAUUUGUUUGCAAUGGGAAAUGCCCAUCUAAACUCAGAUGGCGGGCCUGCUUCGUCUGCUUCCUUGGGAAUCAAUCGCUUAGCUGCUAUCCGCGGAGCGUCAUCUGACGAUGAAGCAGCAGUUCUGGUAACAGGUUGGCUAAAAGUCAAGCUCACCCAAAUGCUGGGCUUAGCUCUUGAUGACAUGGAUACCAAGAAGCCGGCACACACAUAUGGGAUUGAUUCUCUGAUCGCCAUGGAUUUAAGAAACUGGUUUGCCCGAGAAGUCGGUGCUGACAUGCCAGUUUUUGUGCUGCUGGGAAACUCGCCCCUGGAAGAGUUGUGCCGAGAGGCAGUAGGCCUCAGCCAGUUUCGUCAGAAACACUGA
This is a messenger RNA of Clonostachys rhizophaga, 7791 nucleotides long. The record is from the annotation of a GenBank genome assembly. NCBI's taxonomy places the organism in Eukaryota, Fungi, Ascomycota, Sordariomycetes, Hypocreales, Bionectriaceae.